AUGGCCGCCUGGGCCCAGUCUGGGGUUUCUGGGCGUGCCCGCCACCGCCCGGCUCGCUCCACUGGGAAGGGAAGUCACAGUCGCCACAGUCGGAGCCGCCGCCGCCUGGAGCAGCCGGCACCCCCGCCUCGCCGCCCCCCUCCGCGCCCCCCGGCGGUCGGAGAAGACCUUCAACAGCGCCGCGCCUUCAAACAAAGAGAAGACGCCCGACUUAUCCCAGAGCAGCGUCCAACCAAAAUCCCGGGGAUAACAGAACGAUACAAGGGUGAGAAGCAUCUUCCUGUCCUGGAUGAAACCAAGUUCCUUGUACCUGAUCAUGUCAACAUGAGUGAGCUCAUCAAGAUAAUUAGAAGGCGCUUACAGCUCAAGGCUAAUCAAACCUUCUUCCUCUUAGUGAAUGGAUACAGCAUGGUGAGCGUGUACACGCCGAUUUCUGAAGUAUAUGAAAGUGAGAAGGAUGAAGAUGGAUUCCUGUCCAUGGUAUACGCCUCUCAGGAGACAUUUGGGCUGAAAUUGUCAGUGUAA
Equus quagga is the source of this 525-nucleotide messenger RNA. RefSeq names its product microtubule-associated proteins 1A/1B light chain 3B-like. Gene Ontology annotation, biological process: cellular response to nitrogen starvation; autophagy of mitochondrion; macroautophagy. Gene Ontology annotation, molecular function: ubiquitin protein ligase binding. The transcript has 2 exons. Gene Ontology annotation, cellular component: cytosol; autophagosome; autophagosome membrane. The record is from RefSeq and is a predicted model, not a curated record. NCBI's taxonomy places the organism in Eukaryota, Metazoa, Chordata, Mammalia, Perissodactyla, Equidae. The coding region runs from base 1 to 525 and encodes 174 amino acids.